AUGAGCAAAGUCGUUUCAUCCUCUCAGCGUCGGUUUUUUCAUUCGCAUUCGCAUCAUCAGCAACAACCGCAACCCUCCUUGAAUCAUUUACAACAGAGUGCGGCAGUGGCCAUGAUCGGUCUUCAACAAUUACAACAAGUGGCUGUUGCUUCUCAGAUGAAUUCAACCGCCACAACUGCAGUACUUGCUAAUCGUCAAAAGGCUUCCCAUACAUCAUCUAAAAAUAAAGUACAGAUGGAAGAAAAACCAAAGACCAGCAAAACAAAAGAAACAGAGAAGAAAUAUAAUUCUCAGUUGGAUAAGGAUAUUCGGGAGGGAGAUUUGAUAUUUGUAAAAUUAGGCAAGUUUUUUUGUAUAAUGAUCAUUUUUAGUAAUAUAUCAUCCUAUUGUAUUCUCAUUAAAUUAUAA
Molecule: messenger RNA, 408 nt
Organism: Naegleria lovaniensis
Lineage: Eukaryota; Heterolobosea; Eutetramitea; Acrasida; Naegleriidae
Exons: 1
Coding region: 1-408 (135 amino acids)
Source: RefSeq, a predicted model, not a curated record